Messenger RNA from Poecile atricapillus (Black-capped chickadee), 2134 nucleotides. RefSeq names its product cis-aconitate decarboxylase-like. Bases 6 to 1484 code for a protein of 492 amino acids. Gene Ontology annotation, molecular function: lyase activity. Lineage: Eukaryota; Metazoa; Chordata; Aves; Passeriformes; Paridae. The transcript is spliced from 6 exons. The record is from RefSeq and is a predicted model, not a curated record.
CCAGCAUGGUCUACUCCAGCUUCCAGAAAUCCCAGAAGUUCUUGGCAAGCUCUCGGCAAGUCCACAAAACUGCUGCCCACGUGGUGGCCCAGAGCGCUCCUGAGGAGACCGUGACCAGCAGCUUCGCCUCGUUCAUCCACGCGGCACAGCCCGAGCACCUGUCCCAGACCGUGCGGCAGCGGAGCAAGAGGAUGAUCCUGGACAGCAUCGGCGUGGGGCUCGUGGGCAGCACCACGCGGGUCUUCGACAUCGCCCUGCGCUACUGCCGGCUGUACUCCUCCGUGGCCGUCAGCUCCGUCUAUGGAAAGCCAGGAGUGAAGCUGUCCCCGACGCUGGCUGCCUUCACCAAUGGCGUGGCGACUCAUUCCAUGGAUUUUGACGACACCUGGCACCCUGCCACUCACCCCUCCGGGGCCGUCCUGCCGGCUCUCCUGGCAGCUUCCCAGAUGCUCCCUCCCAACACCAAACCCAACGGCCUGGAUUUCCUGCUGGCGUUCAACGUGGGCCUGGAAGUGCAAGGGAGGCUCAUGCACUUCUCCACUGAGGCUCACGACAUUCCUAAAAGGUUCCACCCUCCCUCGGUGGUGGGCACCCUGGGCAGCGCCGCGGCCACGGCCAAGCUGCUGUCCCUCAGCUCGGCCCAGUGCUGCCACGCCCUGGGCAUCGCCGCGUCCCUCGCCGGGGCGCCCAUGGCCAACGCGGCCACCCAGGCCAAGCCACUGCACGUGGGCAACGCCACCCGCCUGGGCUUGGAGGCCGCUCUGCUGGCGGCCCGUGGGAUGGAAGCCAACCCCUUGAUCCUGGAUGAUAUCCCCGGCUGCUCGGGGUUCAGUGCCUUCUACAGCAUCUACCACCCCAAACCGUUGUCCGCGCCCGGAGAGCACCACGAGUUCCUCCUGGAAAAGCAGGACAUCGCCUUCAAGCGGUUCCCAGCCCACCUGGGGAUGCACUGGGUGGUGGAUGCUGCCUUGUCCGUCCGCAACCUCUUCAUCAACUACGCGGGGUCCUUCUCCCCGUCUCUGAUCCGCACCAUUGUGCUGAAGAUCCCGGUGUCCAAGUACAUCAACCGGCCUUUCCCCAGCUCGGAGCACCAGGCAAGGCACUCCUUCCAGUUCAACGCCUGUGCUGCCCUGCUGGAUGGCGAGGUGGGCCUGGGCUCCUUCUCUGAGAGCAGCAUCCACCGGCAGGAGCUCAGGGAGCUGCUGGACAAGGUGGUGGUGGAGCACCCUGAAGACAACGUGGCCAACUUUGACAAGAUGUAUGGAGAGGUGGCCCUGCUCCUGCACAGCGGGGACGUGCUGACGGGCAAAUGUGACACUUUCUAUGGGCACUGGAGGAAGCCCCUGAGCAAAGAGUCGCUCCUGAAGAAGUUUAGAUCCAACGCCUCCCACGUGCUUCCAGAAGAAAAAAUAGAAGCCAUCAUCACUCUGGUGGACAACCUGGAGAACCUGUCAGACAGCUCCCAGCUGGCCUGCAGCCUGUGAGGGGACAGCGUGGGGGCUUGGUGAGGGACAUGUCCUGGUGAAACUGCUAUUCCUUUCCUCAUUGGUGCUUUCCUAUUGAUUCCCAAGGACCGGGAAGUUCCCACCCCUUCCAGUAGAUAAUUCCUAAGGAACCCACGAGGCAGGAGGUGUGUCUGGGUUAGCACACGGAGUAAACUUUGACUCCUGCUUGAUGCUGAGGUGCUGAAAGACCACCACAAGUAUAAAAAAAUUCCCAUGGAAAUCUCUGAGAAUCCUGGGGUGUCAUCCAGUUCUCCAGAAGGAACGGUGCCCAGGCAUUUCUUACAGCUGGAUUCCAAGAUUUUUCUGUGCAGAACGCCUGACCACUGAGUCUGGGAAGGGGAGGAAGUCCAGCUGCAGAGCCUGUGCUUUUCUUAGUGCUCUUCUGGGCACUUUUGGGAUCAGGCUCAGGCAGUCCCACUGGCCACAAGAAAAAUCCAUCCUUGCUGCAAACAGCCCUGCCUGCAGAACUCUCUGGAAGAGAGGGAUUAUCUUCCUUUCCUGUAAAAGCCCCCCGUUUCUCCAGCCUGUGGGCAGUGUUUGCCACUUCUCUGUGUACAAAGGAUGGUUUGAGGACCCUUGAGACCUGGAUGUCUUUUCUGAAGGGAAGAGGGUUGGUAGAUGAGGAAUCC